UAGGCUUCUCGAUUAUGGUAGCUCGUCCUAGAAAAGGUCAGUCAGAGACUCACAGUGCGUAGCCGAAUAAGACAGAAUUGGAAGCACAUCAAACCAUUCAAGUCUCAUUCUUUAUUGUCUGAUCCGAAAACCCGUUUGCUUGUCACUCUCUCUCUGUCUCUCUCCUCGACCUCCGCGCACGUUCGUCAAGGUCGUCUCCCAAACCCCAUUUUCUCUGCUCAUCACCACAAUCUCGGUCUUUGCAUUUGUUCUUUUCUGGGUUUCUCACUUGGGUUCUUCUUGUUUAAAGGUGACUCCAAGAACUUUUCUGGAAGUUGAACAAGACAAGGGAAGGGUUUAAUGCCGCUGCUACAUUAUGUUCUGAACAGCUGAAUGAAAAGUCAUCAAAUAUUCCUUCCAGCUGUUACAGAAUAGUAAACCUGUGAUUUUAUUUUCUUUUGAUAAACAAUGAUUGGGAGGAAGAACAUGGGGCGUGCUUCACCAUUACUUCUGGUUCUCUUGGCUUUUGGGUUUUUCUUUGCCACUUACAAUCUUUUGACGAUGAUACUCCACUAUAGAUCUGUUGGGAAGUGGGUAGGUGGUAAUAGUAACAGUCGUUUGCUGGCUGACCCCAUUGUCGAGAUGCCUGAGAAUGUGAAAGUCAAAGGUUCCAAAGCACCAUUCCAUGUUGCCUUAACAGCAACGGAUGCUUCUUAUAGUAAAUGGCAGUGUCGCAUUAUGUAUUAUUGGUAUAAGAAGAAGAAGGACAUGCCUGGAUCAGAAAUGGGAGGAUUUACUCGAAUUUUGCAUUCGGGAAGACCUGACAACUUGAUGGAUGAGAUUCCCACUAUGGUGGUUGAUCCUCUGCCUGCCGGUCUUGAUCGGGGAUAUAUUGUCUUAAAUAGGCCAUGGGCUUUUGUGCAAUGGCUGGAAAAGGCUACAAUUGAGGAAGAAUAUGUGUUGAUGGCAGAGCCUGAUCAUAUAUUUAUAAAUCCUCUUCCUAAUUUGGCCCAUGGAGGAUAUCCUGCUGCCUUCCCCUUUUUCUACAUUAAACCUACACAGAAUGAGAAGAUCAUAAGAAAGUUUUACCCCAAAGAGAAUGGCCCAGUCACAAAUAUUGAUCCAAUUGGAAAUUCUCCAGUAAUUAUCAAGAAGGAUAUGCUGGAAAAGAUUGCUCCGACAUGGAUGAAUAUUUCUUUGAGCAUGAAAGAAGACACAGAGACUGAUAAAGCUUUUGGAUGGGUGCUAGAAAUGUAUGCUUAUGCUGUAGCAUCUGCUUUGCAUGGUGUGCAGCAUGUUCUUCGGAAGGACUUCAUGCUGCAGCCCCCUUGGGAUUUGGAAAUUGGUAAAAAGUUUAUUAUUCACUACACUUAUGGGUGUGACUACAACUUAAAGGGUGAGCUCACAUAUGGCAAAAUUGGGGAGUGGAGAUUUGAUAAGAGAUCAUAUCUGCGUGGACCUCCGCCGAGAAACCUUCCUUUACCCCCUCCUGGGGUUCCUGAGAGUGUGGCCACCCUUGUAAAGAUGGUGAACGAGGCUACUGCUAACCUUCCUAAUUGGGACACACAAUAGGGAAAGAGUCGGUGCGUAUGCAAGUUUUGCUAUUUGGAUUACAGCAUUGAUUAUAUCCAACCCUGCAAUUUUGGAUCGUUGUGUAUCCCUUAGCCAACAGCAUAUGUAGAGCAUACAUUUUAGGGUUAGCUGCAUUAAUUUUCGAAAGCAUUUGACGAGAUGGCACCUACAAAGAGGAAGAUUUGGAUUCA
Messenger RNA from Rosa chinensis, 1742 nucleotides. Its product is annotated as hydroxyproline O-arabinosyltransferase RDN2. Bases 448 to 1551 code for a protein of 367 amino acids. The transcript has 10 exons. Gene Ontology annotation, molecular function: glycosyltransferase activity. The record is from RefSeq and is a predicted model, not a curated record. Lineage: Eukaryota; Viridiplantae; Streptophyta; Magnoliopsida; Rosales; Rosaceae.